Messenger RNA from Peronospora matthiolae, 2115 nucleotides. Lineage: Eukaryota; Oomycota; Peronosporomycetes; Peronosporales; Peronosporaceae. The record is from the annotation of a GenBank genome assembly.
AUGAAAGUCGAGGAGCCCAACGCGGCGGCAAUGGUCGUGGACGCGGGGCAAACAAGUGUCCAGUGGCGACAUUAUGAUGAAGGCAACAGCUACGAUCGAGUGGCGUUUGCAGUUUCGUUCGAAUGCGGAGUUUCGACGAACAAGAAUGGACCAGGAAUGUGGGCCGUUGACAGCGGGGCAACACAUCACAUCUGCCACGACAAGUUCAAGUUUGCAAGCUUGGUCGAAGGCAAUGAUGGCGAGAUCCUGGUGGCUGAUGGCAACAAGGCGGCCAUCAAAGGUGUGGGGACCAUCGUGGAAAAGGUGAUUCUGCCAAACGGGGAAGAGCGCGAGAUCGAGAUCAAGAACGCGCUCUAUGUGCCCAGUAUGAGCAAAAAUCUACUAUCGGUGCCGCAGAUUAACAAGCACGGCAACUUCCAAGUGGUGUUUGACGGGGAUACGAUGUACGUCGCUCGCAAGGAUUCCAAUCAAGUGGUGGCAGCUGCGGAUCUUGUAGACGGACUCUACUGGCUUCGCACGACGCAGCGAUCGGCCAAUGCGACAUCACUCAGCAACGCUGUUGAUCUACAUGCGCGAAUGGGCCAUGCUCCAGUCGACGUGCUUCGCAGGAUGGUGACAAGCCACAUGAUCAAGGACGCUCACAUCCCUUCCAAGCCGAAUGGAUCAAGUGUGUGUCGAGGAUGCCAAGAAGGGAAGAUGGUCCAAAAACCAUUCCCGAGCAACCGUGACAAGCGCACCUACAACACCUUCGAGAUGCUUCACUUCGACAUCUGCGGACCCAUGGAAGAAAAAUCUCUGGGUGGCAGCAAGUAUCUGCUGCUGAUCGUGGAUGAAGCCAGCGGAUGCAUGAAGGGUUUUUGUCUGCAUUCCAAGUCAGAGAGCGAAGAGUGCAUCAAGAAGUACAUCACGAUGAUACAGACGCAGUUCAACAAGAAGGUCAAGUUUGUGCAACACGAUGGAGCCCGCGAGUUUGCGACGAACUCGCUUCAAGAUUUCUACGAAGUCGAAGGCAUCGAGCAACAAACCACGGUGCCAUACGCACAUCAAGCCAAUGGAACUGCUGAACGCGCGAUUCGAACUAUCGUCACCAUCGGUCGUAGCAUGCUCCAUCAUGCCAAGUUGGACAAGUGCUUCUGGGCUGAAGCGGCAAUGACGGCCGUCUAUGUGAAGAACCGUUUGCCGUCACCCAAGAUUCCACACAAGACACCGUUCGAGAUUGUCUACAAUUCUAAGCCAAGUGUCAAGCACAUGCGCGUUUUUGGGUGCCAAGCAUACAUCUUGACCCCGAAGGAGAAACGACUCAAGUGGGAUCCCAAGGCCCGGGCUGGAUUGUUUUUGGGCUACGAAGAAGUGUCCAAGGCGUAUCGAGUUUACGACAUCGAAGCGGGGCAGGUGAUGAUAAGUCGCGAUGUCAACUUCGAUGAGUCGGCCUUUGGACUGUCGAUGCUGAUUUCCGAUGACGAUGUUGAUGGCCUGGACUUCGAAUCGAUCGAUCUUGAUGAUGAAGAACCGCGUCCGAGACACUUCAAACAAACAGGAAAGCGCAAGGCCCAACCCAGUCACGACAAUGACGACACAAGCAUGCCCCGAGCAGUGCGCCAACGACCCGGAUUGGAAGAGUCAAGUGCGCCGGAUGACCUCUCUUCACGUCGAGCCAACGAAGAUGAAGAAAGGAAGUCGGAGGAACAACAUGACACACCGACUUCCUCCGCGUUUUGGCAUGCGAGUGCAAACGCCGUCGAAGCAGCGGUCGAUUUUUCGGAGCCGUCGACAUUUGAAGAAGCAGUGUCUGGCCCGGACCAAGUACACUGGCGCAAGGCAAUUGAUGCGGAGCUCGAUUCGAUGAAGCUUCGCGGUGUCUUUCGUGCGGCCAAGUUACCCAACGGACAAAGCGCCAUCGGCACAAAGUGGGUCUUCAAGAUCAAGCGCAAGGCGGAUGGGUCGAUCGAGAAAUACAAGGCACGACUUGUGGCCAAGGGUUUUCGCCAAAAGUAUGGCAUCGACUACACGGAGACGUUCUCGCCCGUGGUCAAGUAUGUGACGCUGCGAAUGGUCAUCGCCAUUACCAAGCACUUUGGAUGGCCCCUCGACCACUCGACCAGCUCGAUGUGGUGA